Messenger RNA from Achroia grisella, 2935 nucleotides. Its product is annotated as neurotrimin-like. The record is from RefSeq and is a predicted model, not a curated record. The coding region runs from base 248 to 1696 and encodes 482 amino acids. NCBI's taxonomy places the organism in Eukaryota, Metazoa, Arthropoda, Insecta, Lepidoptera, Pyralidae. Gene Ontology annotation, cellular component: plasma membrane; axon; neuronal cell body. Gene Ontology annotation, biological process: homophilic cell-cell adhesion; synapse organization. Gene Ontology annotation, molecular function: axon guidance receptor activity. The transcript has 14 exons.
CGAGCGCGGCCAGUGAGUCACGUGUCACGCACGCUCCGAGCGCUGUACGAAACUUGUAUCGGACUCGAGUGUGAUAGCUUGUAUACAAUAGGUUAACGACUGAAAAGUGCCUGAAAAAAAGUAUAGUGCCUUCAGUGUGUGUGAAGGAAGUUGUCUAAUACACUGUGUGUGUGUGUGUGUGUGUGUGCGGCGGUCGUGACGUGCGACUGUGUGUGUGCGUUUUGUUGUGAUCACACACACCAACACCAUGGCAGCGAGGACCGUGUGGAUGCUGUGCGCGCUGCUGGUGCUGCUCCUCAACGAAUGCUCCUCAGUUAACGGUCAUGUAGUAGAGAAACGGGAAGCUAGCGACGAAUAUGACUUCAUGGGUGAUGAUCCCAGUGAUGAUGAUACCCUGAACGACGCUUAUGGUGAAGGCGAAGAAGGGAAUACAGAAAACAUUGUUAUUGUUACAAAACCCCAAGUUUACAACGUCAGUGCCGGCUCCACGGUGAUUUUGGAGUGUAAUGUGGAGCCUAAAGGAAAUAGCGCUGUGGUGCAGUGGCUGAGAAAUGACAACAUAUACUUUUUGGGGUCGAUGACGACAUUAACCGACCACAGAAUAAAACUUGUCCACAAUACAUCCAUGGCUAUAUCGAACGUAACACCAUCCGACGAGGGCGAGUAUAAGUGCGUAGUGACACAGAAAAAGCCUCUCACACUCACCCACAGAGUGGUCGUCACUUCGAAACCGAACAUUCUCGAUUUAUCUGCUACAAACAACGGCAGAGUACACGAGGGAAACCGUCUAGUUCUGAACUGCGAUGUGAGCGGCUCACCACCUCCCAAGAUAGUGUGGUCACGGCAAAGAAAGGGAUCCCAUGAUAACGAACGCUUGCUUGAAACCGACGGCGUGUUCAGUCUGAACAGCGUGACAAUCGAACACGUCAAGCCUGAACACAGUGGAACAUACUAUUGCUACGCUUUCAACGGAGUGGCCGCCGAUACCAGAGAUAUACAAAUCACUGUGCUUUACAAGCCGAGAGUACACGUACACCGGCAGGAGACCAACACGGCACUGAACGUGCGAACUGAACUGCAGUGCUCCGCACACGGGGAGCCCGCACCAUACCUCAGUUGGUACAAGGAUAACCAGUUAAUCAACGAAGGAGUCAUCAACGAUGACUCCCAUACUCCUCUCUCCACUCUCGUAGUGGUGCCUAAAAGUGAUAGUGAUUUUGGCACGUACACUUGCGUUGCGAUCAACAGUCAUGGACGGCACAACUCUUCCGUGGAACUUGUCCAGAGGCCAGUCGUGGAAGACGUUGAGGCGGACGGUGCCAAGGUUGCCUGGAAGGUCCACUCGCACCUGCCACUCGAAGCUGUCCAGAUUCAGGCAUUCCCAUUCGGCAUAGACGAAUCUGUGUCGCAGAAUCCUAGUGAUAUAUCUGUAUCACUGCCACAAGAAAGUGGGUUGAAACUGUACGAAAUGAGCUAUGAGAUUAGCAGCCUCCCUGCUGGCAAGUAUGAGGCCAUCGUCAAAGCGAAGAAUAGUAAAGGAUGGAGCAGAGAACCUAAGCCUGUGAUCCUCAAUAUUGUUGAGCAGUCCAUGUAUAUCCAACGUAGCUCAGUAUUCCGAGGUGCUGCCAGUAUGGUGACGGGAUCCACGACUCUCCUAUUGACCACACUCACCUAUCUCCUUGUCCGGAAGCUGUAAAUGUAGUGUUAAUUACUUAUUUAUUGUUAUAUAUAGUACAUACUACAACUGCUUUUAAGUGUUUGCAAUUGUCUACUUGAUAUAUAUAUGAGACAUUAUUAAUAUUACAUUAGGGAAUUACACAACUAUGAAAUUGUUAAAGACUAGGUACAAUAAAAUUCAGUCACAUCUGAAAUUCAGACGUUUUUGACUGAAUUCUUUCUUCCAUUCAUUGAUGAAUCCUGGCGAAUCACUUCAAAUUAAUUAACAAUAUACAUACAGUUCUAUUAUACAAUCCCUAUCAAUUGAUCAAUCAGUCACUGCCUCAAUCCAAUUUAAUGUAUGACAGUUUGUGAAUUCGUCAAUAUAUAAGUUUACAAUUAGGUAUUACUAAAUAUAUUGAAUCAUACAAUAUAUAGUUUUUUUUAUAGAUGAAUGUGGAAUAGUGUACUUGCCUGAUCUGACGGUAUAUACUAACAUUACACCAGUAGACGAAGAUAGUAAAAACAUAUGGUCAAGUAUUUUUUUUAUACCACAAUGGUGAUAAUAAAGCAUACAGACCAUCUGAUAGUAAAUGGCUAUAAACGUCUGAAACAUCAGGAAUGUCACGUGUGCGUUCUAGAAAAACCUAUGUUGUAGUCUCUAAUUAGUCCAGUAACGAAUUUACUAGGAACUUUCGGUGGUGAUCGCGUGGAGGUCGACCUGUCAAAUGGUGUAACUAGUACUCAUUAUUAAUAAUGCCCUCCCUAGUAUAAUUGUAAGCUUACAAAGUUAUCUAACUAUAACUUAUAACUUACCAUAAAUAUUUAUUUACGGUGUAUACAGCACUCUAUGGGAAAGAGUUUAGGAUGGAGUUGAAUCUCAUGAGCCUAUUUUGGACUACUCUAGUUAAUCCAAGUCAAUAUUUAUCAUAUUUUCGGUGGUCUAAAGGUGUAGCACAACACUUUACUUCCAAUGGUCGCGGGUUCGAUUUCUCGCACGUUACAAAUAUUUGUAUACAUGAGUAUGAUUGUUUGUAUCAGUCUGAGUGUUUUUUAAAUGUAGGUUAUGUAUGUAUUUAAAAAAAUAUCUAAGUAUAUCAGUUGUCUAGUACCCAUAGAGUAUAAGCUCUGCUUAUCUUGGAACUGGACGUUGUGUGAGUUGUCCAAAGGCAUUAUUAUUAUUUUGGUAACAGAAUUAACUAGGGCUUUCUGAACUAGGCUUACAAUUAAAAUGAUUGGUCGAUGAUAUAAUAAACACAUUAUGUAUAUCUUUAACUAA